Alosa sapidissima (American shad) is the source of this 5543-nucleotide messenger RNA. RefSeq names its product enhancer of mRNA decapping 3 homolog (S. cerevisiae) (gene edc3). The record is from RefSeq and is a predicted model, not a curated record. Gene Ontology annotation, molecular function: mRNA binding. Lineage: Eukaryota; Metazoa; Chordata; Actinopteri; Clupeiformes; Clupeidae. Gene Ontology annotation, biological process: deadenylation-independent decapping of nuclear-transcribed mRNA; P-body assembly. The coding region runs from base 183 to 1673 and encodes 496 amino acids. Gene Ontology annotation, cellular component: P-body. The transcript is spliced from 7 exons.
GGAAAUGAUGUAAGAGAUAGAGAAGCCAUUUCCUGACUGCACUACGCUAACUUCAGAAGGGCAGGAAAAAUACCACAAAAACCCAUUUUCAGUCAAUAAUUUGUCAUUUUCAAAAGACAGUUAUCAUAAAUUCAUAUGAACAAGACGGUCUCAAUCUAAAGUUACAGAGAAGCACUGGGACAAUGGCAGCAGACUGGUUGGGCAGUCUUGUAUCUAUUAACUGUGGUCCAACACUCGGAGUGUACCAGGGAGAAGUGUCCUCGGUCGACCAGUCCAGCCAAACCAUCUCUCUCCGGCAGCCUUUUCACAAUGGAGUUAAGUGUCCUGUUCCGGAGGUCACGUUCAGUGCCAUGGAUAUCAAGGACCUUAAGAUCCUGAAUAUCCACCCCGGCAGCAGUGGAAAUGGCAUCACCUUGGCCGGCUCUGGCGGGUUUGCUGGGCUUGGUGGGCGCAGUGGUGGCGGAGGUAGGGCCGGAGGCGCCCUGGUUGGUAGCACCCCUUUGGUGGUGCCCGGCCUUGUGGAGCAGAGGGCGGGGGAGGGGCACGGGUCCCCCCAGCAACCCUGCUCCAAGAGCUACGGCGAGAGACACAUGGACAUGGCCGGCCAGACCAAAGGCUUCCGCCGCAGACACAACUCCUGGUCGUCCAGCAGCCGGGGAGGGAACCAGGCCACACCAAAGAAGAACGGGCUGAAGAACGGCGGUGGCCAGAUGAAGAACAAAGACGACGAGUGUUUCGGGGACGGGAUGGACGACGGCUUAGACGAGGACUUUGACUUUGAGGGCAACCUGGCGCUGUUCGACAAGGCAGCGGUCUUCUCCCAGAUCGAUACGUCACGAUCGCGAGGCACGCCGGAGAAACAGGCACCAGUGCGGUACCGGCAUGACGAGAACAUUCUGGAAGCUAAACCCGUCACUUACCGGCAGAUAGCAGUGCCCCAGCCUGGUGCCAAAGAGUACUGUACAGACUCUGGGCUCGUGGUGCCCAGCAUCACGUACGAGCUGCACAAGCGCCUGCUGAGCGUGGCGGAGAGGCACGGCCUUUCCCUGGAGCGCCGGCUCGAGAUGACCGGGGUCUGCGCCAGCCAGAUGACCCUCACACUGCUGGGAGGACCAAACAGGCUGACCCCUAAGAACGUGCACCAGCGUCCAACGGUGGUGCUGCUAUGCGGGCCCCACGUGCAGGGUGCUCAGGGCGUCAGCUGCGGCCGCCACCUGGCCAAUCAUGAGGUGGAGGUCAUCCUCUUCCUGCCCAACUUCGUCAAGAUGCUGGAGGCCAUCACCAGUGAGCUCUCGCUUUUCUCCAAGACGGGAGGGAAGCAGGUGUCCAGUAUCAAAGAUCUGCCUGCCAGCCCAGUGGACCUGGUGAUCAACUGCCUGGACAGCCACGAGAACGGCUUCCUGCGAGACCAGCCCUGGUAUCGUGCUGCGGCCGACUGGGCCAACCAGAACCGGGCGCCGGUGUUGAGCAUCGACCCGCCAGUGAGUGGGCAGGAGGCGGCGGUCGAGGCCAAGUGGUCACUGUCUCUCGGGCUGCCGCUGCCGCUGUCUGAGAGCGUUGGACGCGUCUACCUGUGCGACAUCGGGGUGCCCAAACAGGUGUUCCAGGAGGUGGGCAUCAAGUACCACUCCCCGUUCGGCUGCAAGUUCGUCAUCCCGCUGCACUCACCGUAGCCAUGGCGCCCGGCUGACCACACCUGAACUCUCACCUCUGACCUCUGUCUGUGGGGUCGGGGGGCAUAGAGCCAGAGUUGAGCCUUAACUGCCUGACCGUCUAGAGUGUAGAGCUGCUUGCUUAGUGGCAGAUAGAUGAUGGAUAGAUGGAUGAAUGUGUGAGUGAAUGAAUGCAGUACAGAGUAUAUUUCUUUCUCAUCCUCUUUCAUGUGCGCAACCUUACUGCGCCAUGCUGUACUGAAAAGAGAAAAUGAAUGAUUUAGUAUUCCGAAGAACAAUCUUUUUUCCAUUUUUGUUCUUGGUUUGUUUAUGGAGGAGUUUGUUCACCUCGGAGAGUUUAUCUGGAGAGUGCCAGCUCCUCUGGUGCGGAGAAAAGGGGACACAAACACCUGCUUCAUCUUUUUAGCGUGAUGUUUACAGAGUGAAACGCCUGACCUGGUGUGUGUGUGUGAGAGAAUGUGUGUGUGUGUGUGUGUGUGUCAAUGUGUGCGUGCAUGUGUGUGGCCGGUUUAUUUGCCUGCCUGUGAGGCAGCUCUUAAGGUCUGUGUUUUCCUCUUUUUUUUUUUUUUUUUUUUGCAAAUCGUGCUAACAACAAUCACACUGAGAUUUAUGUAGAGAAAAGUUCAGGGCCCAUCCUGUUGCCCGAGCUUCCUCUCGUCUGCUGAGCAUUUGAGAUGUGCGGUCGCUCCGUGCUCGUGUUGAUGCUGUCCUGCUGUUCGCUCAUGCUGUGAGGCUGCUCGUGCUCACCAGCGCCUCAGUGUUUUGUAGCUCCGCUCACUGUCACUGUUUAGUUGGCCCAUCUGCUGGAAUUUAACACAGUCUGGGCAUUAACACCCAAGGGAGAACUUGUCAUUAAAGGGACCUGGACUGGACAAAGGCUGGUCUGUAUCAGCGCUGCUCUCAUCAGCACCCCAGGGAGAGCCUUACCUCCCCCGUCGUUUAAGGGACCUGGACCAGACUGGACUGGACCGCACCCAGCUGGCCCGUAUCAGCGCAGCUCUGAUUGGCUGGAGAGAGAAUUCAGCAUCAGUGGAGGAGCAGUCCUAGCAGGAGGAAAACGGGAGCGACCUGCAGCGCAGACCCUAAAGCCCGACCUCGCCCUUCCUCGCAGGGCCAGGAGGUCACCCAGAGGUCAGGGGUCAGUCCAGAACUGCACCCGAGGGGUCAGGAGUGACCAGAACUGCACCCGAGAGGUUCAAGAGUGACCGGUCCCUGAAGUGAAGCUAACUAGCAGAUGUAGAGGGAGCGCAGUAUUGCAGCUCUCAUUUCUGUCCAGUCUGUUGUCUGCUGGUCAAACAGAAAGAUGUAAAGUGUAUUUCGACUCCUGCUCACUUCUCUGGGUCUAAACGUGGUCACUUCUCGAACAAGGUCACUUCUCUGGGUCUAAACAUGAAGCGGAGACUGAACCCAGAGCCCAGUAGAACUCGUUAGACACUCUGAACCUAGAGUCCAGCUGAACUCGUUAGACAGUGACUGGACCGAUAGUCUACUAAAUUAACUCAAUUUCAGUAUCAAGAGGGAUUGUUGUUUACAUUUUUUUGACCUGAAGCUAAUGCUGUAUUUAAUGACUAUUUUGGCAUCAGCUUUCCUAAGUAGAGUGUUUAGGAGCUUUGUUCAUUUUAAUGCACUGCCUUUGGUGUUUGGCGUGGUCACUUUGACUCUCAUGGUUGUGACCAUGAUGGUGUGUGUAUUGAGGCCAGGUGUGUGUAUUGAGGCCAGGUGUGUAUUUAAACUUCCAGGUGGGCUCCUCAGCGGGGCAGGUUCCGUGCUCCUCCCAGGGGUAUCUACCCGAUGGCUGCCUGGGGUAUCUACACGGUGCCUGGCAGGUUGGAAGCUGGUGGCUGUUGAGUUUUAUUUGCAGUCAGAUGCGGAGCUGCUUAAUGGGGAUCACAGUAGUGUGACUUUAGGUGGCCUAAGCCCAGUAGUCUGGUGGUGGUGAUGGUGGAGCUUGGAUAGCUUUGGUCAUCACCAUUUCUUUUGUGGGCUAUUCUUCUGUAUGUGGCUCUAUGCGUUUGUCUCUGCUUCUCUCCCUCUCGCGCUCUCUCUCUCUUUCUUUCUUUCUUUCUUUCUUUCUUUCUUUCUUUCUUUCUUUCUUUCUUUCUUUCUUUCUUUCUUUCUUUCUUUCUUUCUCUCUUUCUCUCUUUCUGUCUCUGCGCAUCUGUCGAUUUAAACUUUCUUGAAUUGAAAGAUGCAGUUCUAGAGUUCAAGUUGCUUGUUGUCUGUCUCUUCUAUUGUGUGUUGUGUGUGUGUCUAUGUGUAUGCGCUUUGUCAGAUUAGGUAACGGAAUCUUGUGAAAUUGGACUUCGCACCUAACUGGGACUUUGACUUGAUCAAGGCAAUGAAAUUGCGGCGAUCUCUGAUUGGUCUGAUUGGAAGUCAGCAUCUUACUUCUGUUGAGAGUUUUUUUUCAAUUGUAGAUUUCUAUGUGAAAUCUGAAUCAUUUGAUUAGAAGGUCCUGUGGAGACCUGUUAUUUAAGAGGCUUUGAGGCUGUAAAGUGUUCAGAGUAAAGGCCUGACCACACCCUGUGUGUGUCACAGAGGGACAGUCUCCCGUACUUGCACCAAGCUUUACUGGAGCGCCAGGACUGGUGCUAGCGUGGGCCCUUAGCUCUACUGGAGCGCCAGAACUGGUGCUAGCAUGGGCCCUUAGCUCUACUGCAGCGCCAGGACUGAUGCUAGCGUGGGCCCUUAGCUCUACUGCAGCGCCAGGACUGAUGCUAGCAUGGGCCCUUAGCUCUACUGGACCGCCAGGAUUGGUGCUAGCGUGGCCCCUUAGCUCUACUGGAGCGGCAGGACUUAACACCACAGUGAGCACACUCCUCAACUACACCACCGCUACCCAUUUAACCAAACCAGUGGCCUGAUCACGGCACCCAGCGAAGGAAAUUAACAUUAAUGUGGUCAAUUAUGUUUAUCUACACACACACACACACACACACACACAUACACCCUCCAUUUUCAUAUUUUCUAAGAUUUGUCUAUAAUGCGUAACUUAAAUGCAACUGUUGACACACCAUGGAAGCCCAAUCGUAGAUGAUAUAUAAAUGUAUGUGUGUGUGUAUAUAUAUAUAUAUAUAUAUAUAUAUAUAUAUAUAUGUAUGUCUGCAUUAGCUCUAUGGUGGGUCUGCAUUUCAUAAUUAUGGAUAUAUAUACUUAAAAUAUUAGAUGAUUUAAAAGUGUAUGGGGGUGCAUAGAAAACAUAUUUACAGAUGAUUGGUUUCUAACAUCAUGAUGCAGCAUUCCUUUACUUUUGAGCAAGUUAUCGUGAGCAAAUAUAUGUAUCUGUGCGACGGGAAGAGCUGUACGUAUACAGAUGAUUGUAGCAAAAAGAAAAAUGUGAAACAUUCAGGUCAAAACUUUACUGAUACAUUACAGCAUCCAGUUUGUGUCUGCGAAAGUGAUUGUUGUCAUUGGCCACUAGGUGGCAUCAUAUCCAUAGUUAAACAUUCAAUCCAAAUGCAACGGCGUAUCCUGGUAAACCCGCCUAAAUAUUCUUUUUUUUAUAUAUAUAUACAGUAAUUGUUCACGAAAGACAGAAUGUUGCAUUUGAUUCAGCCUAUUUUUUGUUUGUUAAUUUACACACUCUGGAUCAUUCAGCCUGCUUUCUGGUUUGUUUUUCCUGACAUUUUGACAUUAGUUAUUAUGAUCAUUGUUCUUGUGAUAAUAAUACGUUUUCAGGCACGUCUAUUUCAAAUUAUCUGUUCCUUGUUUGUUUCAUUGUGUUCAGAGGACCAGUGGAAACACACACACACACACACACACACACACACACACACACAGAGAGAGCAUCUGAAACGUCAGAACGGUCUGAUGCAUUUCACCACCAAUGUUAUGUCGAAAUGGGGAGAAAUAAAAAAGUUGAGAAAUGAA